Molecule: messenger RNA, 1470 nt
Organism: Lathyrus sativus (Indian pea)
Lineage: Eukaryota; Viridiplantae; Streptophyta; Magnoliopsida; Fabales; Fabaceae
Source: the annotation of a GenBank genome assembly
AUGGAAGAUGAAAAUGUUAGCGAAACAUUGUUGAAUAAAAAGUAUUAUGAGAAUUGUCCUGGCUGUAAAGUUGACAAAGCAAAAGAGCUCAAAACUGACGUUACUUUUCGAAAUCUUUUGAACAUUUGGAUGGUGGUUUUAUGCAGCUCUUUGCCUAUAGCAUCUCUUUUUCCUUACCUAUAUUUCAUGAUAAAAGAUUUCAAUGUUGCAGAAAGAGAGGAGGAUAUAAGUGCUUAUGCUGGUUAUGUAGGAUCUGCAUUCAUGUUUGGAAGAUCUUUGACGUCUAUAUUUUGGGGAGUUGUAGCGGAUCGUUACGGUAGAAAGCCUGUUGCAGUUUUAGGGGUUUUUUCAGUUAUUAUUUUCAACACACUGUUUGGCCUUAGCACAAGUUUUUGGAUGGCGGUUGCUACGCGGUUUUUUCUUGGAUGUUUAAAUGGUUUGCUUGGACCAAUGAAGGCUUAUAGUACCGAAAUUUUUAGAGAAGAAAAGCAAGGUCUUGGACUCUCAACGCUCAGUGCUGCUUGGGGCAUAGGCUUAGUAAUUGGACCAGCAUUGGGAGGUUAUUUGGCUCAGCCGGCAGUGAAAUACCCUCAUCUAUUUCCAAAAGAUUCAUUUUGGGAUAAGUUUCCAUAUUUCUUGCCUUCCUUGUCAGUAUCAGCUUUUGCAUUUGUGGUAGCAAUUGCUUGCAUCUGGCUUCCGGAAACACUACACAACCACCCUCUAAGCAAUGAGUCUAUAGAUGAUGCUGAAGCUUUAGAAAGUGGAAACAGAAGUAACUCUGAAGACAAAAUAAUCCAAAAAGAUGAAAACCUCUUCCUGAACUGGCAAUUAAUGUCAUCUGUUAUUGUGUACAGCAUUUUCUCACUUUAUAAUGUUGCUUAUCAAGAGGUUUUCUCAUUAUGGGCCGUUAGUCCUAAAAGGUUUGGCGGUUUGGACUUUACAACUGAUAAUCUAGGCGAUGUUCUCGCAAUAUCAGGUAUUGGUCUUGUUGUCUCCCAGCUUUUUCUCUACCCACCAUUGGAGAGAGCUUUCGGACCUGUAAAAUUUGCUCGCAUCUCUGCGGUUUUAUCCAUACCUCUCUUGCAAAGUUACCCCUUCAUAGCAAUGCUCUCUGGCAUUACACUAUACCUAGUUAUUAAUAUCGCUUCCCUUCUGAAGAAUGUUCUAAGUAUGACCUUAAUCACUGGUUUAUUUAUCAUGCAAAAUAGAGCUGUGGAACAACAUCAAAGAGGGGCAGCUAAUGGCAUUGCUAUGACUAUAAUGUCAAUAUUCAAAGCAGUUGGUCCAGCUGGAGGUGGUGCAGUAUUAACGUGGUCACAAAAACGGAUGCAUGCGUCUUUUCUUCCAGGAACUCAUAUGGUUUUCUUUGUCCUGAAUGUUGUUGGAGGACUUGGAGUUGUGUUGAUGUUCACACCAUUUUUGAGAGAAAAGAAGAAACCACCCCCUGAGGAGUCAGAUACACUAACAUAA